Messenger RNA from Diaporthe amygdali, 1260 nucleotides. RefSeq lists its product as uncharacterized. The record is from RefSeq and is a predicted model, not a curated record. Bases 1 to 1260 code for a protein of 419 amino acids. The transcript is spliced from 5 exons. Lineage: Eukaryota; Fungi; Ascomycota; Sordariomycetes; Diaporthales; Diaporthaceae.
AUGCCAAACUUGGAUCCAAGCUACCUCGAUGCACCAGCCAUACCGGCUCCUGCAGGACAUGUAUCGGACUUUGAGCAUCCUGGUGGCAUUCAUCGAUUGGCCUAUUUUGCUAUCAUUCUCUGCGGUGCCCUGGCAGCCCUCUCAUCGCUAUUUCGAAUCGCUUCUCGUAUCAUGAAGAAACCUCGGCACAUUGGCAUCGGGGACUUUCUGUUGGUUGCAGCACUGGGUCUAUACUCGGGCUUUCUUUACCUAUGCUACGAAAUUGCCCGAUUUCCUGGUUUCCUUGUCCAUGAAUGGAACAUCAGACUGCGGGAUACCGUUGACUUCUCCUGGCGACUUCAUCUUGCCUCCAACUUCUACGGCCUUACCCUACUUUGUUUAAAAUUGGCCAUCCUGAUCGACUGGUUGCAUCUAUUCAACCCUAGAAUGCAGCGGAACACGGUAUUCUGGACCAUCCAUGUGCUGCUUAUCAUGAACACCAUCUACUACAUAUCCGCGUUUUUCUUGGAUAGAUUCCGUUGCAGUCCAAUCGAGAAGACUUGGAACCCUUUGUAUGUCGGCGGAAGUUGUCCGAUAGACGCAAACGCUUUGAACAUUGUUUCUUCACUCCUGAAUUUGAUUUCCGAUUUCAUCAUUCUUCUCCUCCCUCAGUGGAUCAUCUGGAGGUUGAACUUGACCAAGGCCAAAAAACUUGGUGCCUCUCUACUUUUCGUGAUAGGAAUUUUUGCUACGGCUUGUGGGAUAGCACGAAUGGUCUAUUCGAUCGAAACCCUCUACUCGAAGGACUACACCUACAUCUACACCACGGUCGGACUGUGGAGCCUUGGCGAACUCACAUCCGGUUUCCUCGUCAUCGGCGUCCCUUCGAUUCCCAAAGUUUACCGCAGCCUUUACUCACAGCCCGACUCUAUCGUGCAUACCAUGGCCACCAGGCUUCGGGGUACACGCACGGCGGACUCGGGUGGAGGCGCAGGACGAGCUCAUCACGUCGAGAGCGGCAGUGGCAGCGCGAACUUGCCAUCGUGGUUCACACCUCGGCCAUCAAGCCAAUCGCGGGAUAUGUGGAACAUCACCAGAGACGACGGCUAUGGUUUGCUGCCGGACCAACAUGGGAGAGCUGCUUACGUAGAGGCGUAUCCGGACCCUGCAUCCAGCGUAGAGCUUCCAGAAUACGCCAUAAUACGGGAAACGCGGGUACAAAUCAGCAGUCAGCCAAGACUUUACAGUGACGGAUCGAUCAAGUGGCAGGACCCGAAGUAG